Odontomachus brunneus is the source of this 4629-nucleotide messenger RNA. RefSeq lists its product as uncharacterized. Gene Ontology annotation, cellular component: extrinsic component of mitochondrial inner membrane. The transcript is spliced from 3 exons. The coding region runs from base 357 to 1679 and encodes 440 amino acids. Lineage: Eukaryota; Metazoa; Arthropoda; Insecta; Hymenoptera; Formicidae. The record is from RefSeq and is a predicted model, not a curated record.
UUAUUAAUUUAUUAUAUAUAUGUGUCGUACGGAUGAUAGCUGAAUAAUUGCCGCACAGUUUAUAGUUCAUAAUAUUCGCAAUGUACACAUGUACACAUUGUAUGUGCUAAUGGCUAUUCAAAUCACGUUAUUUCGCCAGUUAUAAUAUACAUUGUCAACAAAUCACAAAAUAUUCAAGAACAUAUUCAAAUCUAUUAGUAGUGUCCUUCGGGCUAUCAUCAACUGAACAUCUAAACUGAAUUCGUGUACAGAAUUGUCGUGUACAGAAUUAUUAUAUUCGCUCAAAUAUCCAGCAUUAUUUCUAAGUGAAUAUAACGAUUAAAGUAUUUGAUAACUGUCAAUUACAUUAAUAAAUUAUGUUUGUAAGACAACGCUUGUGCAUAUUCGAUAAAUUAUACACAGAAGAUCAUUAUAAUGAGUUUUUCAAUCCGAAUAUUUGUCAUGUCUGCAAGAAGCCGAAUCAAGGCGAAUUAAUUCCAUGUGGUUCGUGCGACAUGGUUUUUUAUUGUUCCACGGACCAUCAAAUAAUGCAUCAAAGCUCGCAUAUGGAAGUCUGUGCAGUUAUUCCAUUUGCAAGAACAGAAAACUUGGAAUCGAACGCUCGUCCUUUUAACUCAGAUGAUGAAUGGAGGUCAUCUCGAAAGACAUUUAUGCAAGGAAUUCAGGUGAAAAUGACACGUGAUCUAAUGCCGUACGAGAAAGAGAUGAUAAUGUGCGCCAAAUCAUGUCUUAUUUGUCACCAACAGAUGGGACUGCUAACUUGCAGGACCUGCUAUUCCGCCAAUUAUUGUGACGAGCACCAAUGGGAUUUUAAAGAAAAACACGAUUUCAUGUGCUUGAAUUUAUUGGUACAUUUGAAUUUGAAUAUCUUACGUCUAAAUUACCUUAUAAUAUCGUAUUCACAUAAUGUACAAUUUUCCAAAAUGAAAGAAGGUUGUGAUAACAUGUUUGCAUUUGGUAAUCGAUACAUUGUUGGCGAAUCUAAUGUUUGGAAUGCGGAUUGUUACAUAACGUCGAAUUAUGUAUCAGCUCCACUGACACUAUACUACGGGUUAAAGGAAUUCGCUAAUUUAUUUGAAGAAACACAGAUUUAUAGAGAUGAAUAUAAUUUUAACCGACGUGGACGCUACAAAAGUUAUUUCUUUAUCGUACAUAUCAUAGGUGCGAGUUCAGCAGAUGUAGCGGGCUUACCAUCAUGGGAGAUUUUCUUACAUUUUUGCCAUGAAUUUAAUUCGGUUAAGAAAAUUAUGGAAUUAAGAGUUAUACUGGUUCAACCAGAAACGGAUUGUGACAGGAAUCAAUAUUACAAAGUUUGCGGCGGAUGCUUCGCAGCAAACAAGAAACUAUACCUUGCGAAUGCACGUGUGUCAUAUGACGAUUAUAUUCGCACACAAUUGUAUAAAGAAGCAAAUAUCAUAAUUGCAUUUCAAGCAGAAUUUAAUGCGGGGAGUGCACCGUUUGAAAUUUUCCGCGCAACACAAGAUCGUAAAUGUCCGUUUUUUUUCACCACUGCGUCACAAAAUGAAGCAGAAGAGGGCAUAAUGAAGUUACAUGAAGUAAUGAAUGUUCCUAGAGAACAUCGUUCUGUAGAAAAUAAAUUUUGUAGUUAUAGACCUUUCAGAAUCUACGGGACUGGUGAAAUUUAUUAUCGUAAUACUUAUUUAGUUGUGUUCUCAUGAACUUAAAUAAUACAAGCGAGACAACAAGACAUUUAGUUAAUAUAUAACAACGUCCGGAAUUUUUUUCAGUUUGGGAACGGUUUCGAGGUUACAUUUACUUACUAUACUUCCCUUUUCCACUCUAACUAGUUCGCAGGGUCAUAGGAUUAAUAAUUGCAUUGCUCUGACUUAGGGCCAUCACACACAAAAUUACAUAGACGCAUAUGCAUAGCAUAAGAUCGCGAUAUUGAUUAUUAAGUCGCGAUAUUGAUGACUGAUGCUUAAUUUUCCAUGCCCAUUGGUCUAUACGAUCUUAUGCUAUGCAUAUGCGUCUAUGUAAUUUUGUGUGUGAUGGCCUUUAUGGCCGUUUAUAUGAAGUUUAUGUUGUACGAAUUAAAUUUUAAUCGGCUGUUGAUAAGUGCCUCACAUAUGUUACACUAUAAAUGAUCCUAAGGCUUCGUUCUUUAGCUGAAACGGCAAAGUGUACCUGAGCCCGAUAAAAAAUGAAAAUCCGUUAAUUUUCUCGUUAGUUUAAUUUUCAUUGUAAUUUUAUAUUCUUAUAUUUGUAUUCCUAUGCUUUGUUAUGAUUGUAUUUGCAAUUUAGUUAUAAUUGUAUCCGCAAUUUUUCAGCAUUAUUGAUUAUUACAUGUAAAUUUGAUAGUAUUCAAGUAUAACUAAUCUCUCUUUGUUGAUAAAAUAUACAGUCAUUGUCAAAUAUAUUGCCUUGAAUUUCUUUUCCUUUGAAAAUGCGUAACAUAUGUUAUAGAGGUUUAGUCUCGGUUUAAUGAUUAUUAUAUCGUUAAUGUGAAAUAAUUUUGUAAUAUCUUGCAUAGUAGGCAAGAUAUACUAUUUCAGAACUUUGAAGUUGCAAUUUCUCAGACCACUAAUUAUUAUGAUAAACUGAUUAUUAUGACUAAUUAUUAUGAGCAAACAUUAUAGAGGCCUUUUUGUAUAUGUGUUCAUGUCUGCUUUGAAAAUGAAUUUGUGUGUAAGUGAAUUUCAAAGCAAAAUUUAAAUAUCCUUAUAAGAAGAACAGAAUAAUUUUUUUGAUAGCAAUAAUUAAUUAAUUAAUAUAUAUGCACCACAUUUUUUAUAUAAAUAAAUAUUACAUAUGUUUGUGCAAUUAUGUUAAGAUUAGUUAUUUUAUUAUUCACUUAAUGUAUAUAUGUGUUGCACGGAUUAUAGUUGAGUAAUUGCCGUAUAGUAUAUACGUAUAAUAUUCCAGAUCAACGCAUGUAAAUAUUAUACGUGCUAAUGGCUGUAGGAAACUGUUAUUUCACCAGUUACAAUAUAUACUGUCAGUAAAUCACAGAGUAUUCGAAAAUAUACAUGAAUCUAUUAUUAGUGUCCUUCGGGCUAUCAUCAACUGAACAUCUAAAUUGAAUUUGUGUACAGAAUUGUUGUGUACAGAAUUAUUAUGUUCGCUCAAAUAACCAGCAUUAUUUCUAAGUGAAUAUAACGAUUAAAGUUAGUAUAAAUUAUCAAUUGCAUAAGUAUAUUAUAUCCGAUAUAACUAAACGUCUGCGUUUAGUUAGAAAAUCAUACACAGAAUAUAAUUAUAAUCAAUUUUUUAAACCGAACAUCUGCCAUGUCUGUAAGAAGUCAAGUAGCCAAGACGAAUUAAUCACAUGUGAUUCGUACGGCAUGGUCUUUUAUUGUGGCAAUGAGCAGCAAAUGAUACAUAAAAGUUCGCAUGUCUGUGUCAUUAUGGCAAACGCAUGUCUGGAAGUCUGUGUCAUUAUGGCAAACGCAAGAACAGAAGAUUGGGACGAGAGCACGUCGUUUUAACUCAGAUGAAGAAUAGAGGUCGUCUCGAGAGAUAUUUAUGCAAGGAAUUCAAAUGAAAAUAUCACGUGAUCUAAAGUCAUACGAGAUAGAGAUGAUGAUGUGCGCAAAAUUAUGCCUCAUUUGUUACCUACAGAGUAACCUACGAACCUGCAACAUCUGCUAUUCCGCCAAUUAUUGUGACAAACACUAUUUAAAAUUUCAAGAAAAACACAAAUCUAUGUGCACAGACUUACUGGUAUUGUUGAACUUGAAUAUUUCAAUUAUCAACAACACUAACAUAAAGUCAUAUUCACAAAAAAUAAAGUUUUCCAUAAUGAAAAUAGGUUUUGAUGACAUGUUUACAUUUGCUAAUAUAUACAUUAAAAAAUAUAGAAAACGAAAUUUAGAAACUUGGUCUGAGAUGUCUUACAUCUAUUCGGAAUAUGUCAGCUUCAUUGACACUGUAUGACGAGUUAAUGCAAUUCGAACAUUUACUUGAUGUAACAGAAAUUUAUAAAAUAGAAAUAGGUUUACUAAACACCAAAAUAUCUCUUUAUUGUACAUAUCAUAGAUGUGAGUUCAGUAGAUAUAACGGGUUUACCAUCGUGGGAGCUUUUCAUGCAUUCUUGCAGUAAAUAUAGAAAUUUUAGAAUUGUAAUUAAGGAAUUAAGAGUUAUAUUGAUAGGACCAGAAACAGAUUGUGAGUGGAAUGGAUACUACAAUGUUUGUUGAAUAUGCUGCAAUUCAAAUAAACAGCUUUAUUUUGAAAAUGCUUGUGUGUCAUAUGAGAAUUGUAUGCGCACAAAUUUGUAUAAGCAAGCAAAUAUCAUUAUUGCAUCUCAAGCAGAGUUUAAUGUGGAGAGUGCCCUGUUAGAUAUUUUCGUCGCAAUACGAGAUCGUAAAUGUCCGUUUUUUUUCACCACAUCAUCACAAAAUAAAGCAGAAGAAAUCAUAAAUAAGAUAAAAGGAGUUAUGAGUAUCCCUCAAGAAAAGUAUUCCAUAAGAAAUAAAUUCCGUAGUUUCAGGCCGUACAGAAACUACGAGACUGGGGGAAUUUAUUAUCGUAAUGUUCAUUUAGUUGUGUUCUUAUAAAGUUAAAUAAUACAAGCGAGACAACAAUAAAUUUGGUUAAUUUAUAACAGCGUUCUGAAUUUGGGAAAGUUUCAGAGGCUACAUUUACUUAUUAUAAUUUAUUUUUCCACUC